UCUCUCUCUCGCUCUCGCUCUCUCUCUCUCCCCCCACCCCCCCGCCUGGCGUCUUUCGCUUUCUCCUCGACGUUAUUUCGGCGACCCCCACGUCCAAAGCGGCGACCGGCGACCCCGGGUGUUCCAGCAGCGGCCGUUCUACGAUACGCAAACCUCGUAGGUGUUACCCCCCCCCCCCGCCGCCGGAUAGAGAGACGUCGAUCGCCAUUUUUUACAGCACGUUUUUUUUCCUCCCUUCCCGUGACAGUGGCAAGAGCACAACAAUGGCUCUGAAAAGAAUUCAUAAGGAGUUGAAUGACUUGGCACGGGACCCGCCAGCCCAGUGUUCUGCAGGGCCAGUAGGAGAUGACAUGUUUCACUGGCAAGCCACAAUAAUGGGACCUAAUGACAGUCCAUACCAGGGCGGGGUAUUCUUCUUGACCAUACAUUUCCCCACAGACUACCCCUUCAAACCACCAAAGGUUGCAUUUACCACGAGAAUCUACCACCCAAAUAUCAACAGCAACGGAAGCAUUUGUCUUGACAUCUUGCGAUCGCAGUGGUCACCCGCUCUCACCAUCUCAAAAGUACUCCUGUCCAUCUGCUCCCUGCUGUGUGACCCAAACCCGGAUGACCCCUUAGUACCUGAGAUCGCCCGCAUUUACAAGACGGACAGGGAUAAGUACAACAGAAUAGCUCGGGAAUGGACACAAAAGUAUGCAAUGUAGUGUUGGGGUAGAAUCAUGGCCAACCACCUCUACAACUUAAGAUUAGGGGAGCUUCAGAAGUAAAGAGAAAACAAACAAAAAACAUACAAACAAGUGAAAAAGUUGAAAAUAAGAUCUUGUUGGUUUCCAUUGGAGUGCUUUCUUUGAGCCACGCCCCCCUUCCUUCUCCAGAGUACCUGUAAAAACUCCCUCUGCCCCCACGCCCCGCCCCCACUCAUUCGCUUCCUCUCCCACACUCGCUCGCUCUCCCUCUCCCACACUCUCUCUCUCUCUCUCCUUGUCCUUAGCAGUUUGCCCCAACCAUCAGCCCUGCCCCCCCCCACCCCACAGUUGUACAUAUUCUCAACUAGCAAUGGCAACCCUCCCUCCCCCCGUGACCCCUGGCUUUCCCUCUUGACUCGUGUCAGGACCCCUCCUCCCAUUUCCCCGCGUCUACACACCCACACACACCCGCAUCCUCUUUCCACUCACCAGCUCACCCACUCCAAACUUCGAUCACUAAAAGCAUUCCUUUUUAGCAUCCGAUCUGUAAAUCUAGAGGACCUCGGUUUUUCUUUUCCUUUUUUUUUUCAUCCCCCUUAUUUUUUGGGGGGGAAGGGGGACACAAGAUGGAGGGAUUUUUACACUCUGCGCACCUUUUCUUGUUUUGUUUUCCUUAUGAUUCCCAGCUGUAGAGGUGACAAUUCAAGGAAGCGGUUGUAAGCUUGUGAGUCGAGUGGCGCUCUAUUUUGUACAAGGAAUUCUUUAAAAAUCAUAGCGGGCUAUAUAAAAUUGUAAAAUUUUGUAUAUGGCCUAUUUUUGGUCGUCUUUAUGAUUCUAUGAAAGGACUUGAAUUUUUCCCAUUAUCCACCCACCUGCCCCCCCACCCUGCUCCCCGACCCGUACUAUUGCCAUUCAAUCAGGUUGCCCCCCCCAUCCCCCCAACCUUUACAUGCAAAUACACAGACAUGAAAUUUACACACUUGCAUACACGCACAAACUCUUAACCCCCGUGUCAUCUUCACCACCACCACACCUUCUGUACAUUCACAAAGUGGAGGUUCUGGACCAGGUGUUUAAGGAAGUUUUUUUUUUUUCCUUAGUUAAACCUGUGUUUUUAAUUUCCCCCCGUAAUUCUUUAGGUUGCAUUAUUAUUAUUAUUAUUUUAUUUUUUUGUUUCAUUUUCAUUUUGGAUAUUUUUUUUUGUUUUUUGCUAUUGUUGAAUUAGAGGCUAACAUCUUAAAAGGCUACGGGACUGGCUUGGGCUCUGGGUGUGAGGAGAACCCACUCUCCUUGCACAAAAACCUCUGUAUAUUGAAUUACCUGAGAGGCUCGUUGAGCUUUGUGUGUUGAUUAAACUGUGUAAUAAAAACCCGUGACUCCUGUGUCGACUCAAUAAUCCAGGGGCCUGUUGGAAGAGAUUUUAGGGGGUAGGAGGCGGGUAACAUGAAGCGUCGUACCUAUGGCCUAAAACUGAAGGACUUCUACCAGAGUAGCAUUCCCUGUUGGUGCUGUUGUGUACCAGGGGUCAGUUGUUGACUUUGUGGUUGGGCAUUGUGAAUGCCGACUAACAGUGGGAGGCUUUAGUGUCUACGAUAAGACGGGCGUUGUUGUGCGUGGGAAACUGAAGGAAAUGUUGGAAUUGACUGAAAAUAAGAAUUCCCGUGUUUUCACAUGGAGAGGAACCGGGGUGAGAACGUGGG
This is a messenger RNA of Lampris incognitus (smalleye Pacific opah), 2389 nucleotides long. Its product is annotated as ubiquitin-conjugating enzyme E2 D2. The coding region runs from base 264 to 707 and encodes 147 amino acids. Gene Ontology annotation, biological process: protein K11-linked ubiquitination; ubiquitin-dependent protein catabolic process. The transcript has 7 exons. NCBI's taxonomy places the organism in Eukaryota, Metazoa, Chordata, Actinopteri, Lampriformes, Lampridae. Gene Ontology annotation, molecular function: ubiquitin conjugating enzyme activity. The record is from RefSeq and is a predicted model, not a curated record. Gene Ontology annotation, cellular component: nucleus.